Ilyonectria robusta is the source of this 3434-nucleotide messenger RNA. RefSeq names its product glycosyl hydrolases family 31-domain-containing protein. Gene Ontology annotation, cellular component: glucosidase II complex. The record is from RefSeq and is a predicted model, not a curated record. NCBI's taxonomy places the organism in Eukaryota, Fungi, Ascomycota, Sordariomycetes, Hypocreales, Nectriaceae. Gene Ontology annotation, biological process: N-glycan processing; carbohydrate metabolic process. Bases 28 to 3303 code for a protein of 1091 amino acids. The transcript has 10 exons. Gene Ontology annotation, molecular function: carbohydrate binding; alpha-glucosidase activity.
ACCGCUCCCAGCACUGCAUCAAUCACCAUGAAUGAGUUCGAGGCGACAAAGCUUCGAGAUCCGUACUUGUUUAUCAAGGCGGAUGACUUUUUCCAAGGUUUGGAUGCGCCGUCUGCGAAUGUGAACCAGCCUGCAACGGUCUCCUACAAGGCGGCCGAUCAGCUCUUGGACGAUGGCACCAAGAACCCCGCGUGCAGCCAUGGAACCAUCUUCCGCUUCAAUGACGGGUCACUCCUCUUGAUUCAAUUCAUGCGUCCAAGAGUCUGGAGGAUUCGCUUUGAUCCGCAUAACCAGAAGGGAUCUGAUUUCACCGAUUACAACAGUCGCACAAUCGUCUUGGACACCCUCAGCACUCUCAUCAGCACCCUCGAUGCCGCUCAAGGAAUCAAUUGGGCUGUGGAGCUGGUCGAGGACCCGAAGUACUACAUCCUCCAGUCCGUUAUGAAUCCUAACACGGACAAGAGGAAGGUCGAGCUUCAACUUUGGGUGCAGCGGGACCCGUUCCAAAUCACUGCUGUUCGAGUCUUGGAAAACCAAGUCCUAGCAGAGAAAUUGCCCCAGAUGCAGAGUUUUGACUCCAGUACAAUUGAGAAGCUGCAUCUCACAACAUCCAAGGGUGCCGAAGCUGCAGUGGUUUGGAAAACGAAGCCAAGAGGUCUCCAGUACCGAGACAACGCGACCAUUCUGUCCGUGGAGAAAUCGGCCACCGCUGACUACAUGGGCUUCGGAGAACAAGGCGGCAAAAAUCUCUUCAAGAAAAAGACGUACAUGAAUUACUUCAAUUAUGACAACAUGCGGUAUCAAAACGUCUACGGUAAAGGGCCCCUUGAUGACCGCGAGCCGCUCUACCACUCGGAGCCGUUUUGGAUCGAGGUAGACUCGCAUCCUGGAUACAGAUCCCAGAUCGCGACCUUCAUUGACAACUACUCACACGUCUGCAUCGACGUGGGCAUGAAGGAGCAAAAUGCCAUGCGCGUUGCAACCAGGUUCAACAGUUUCCACUGCAUGGUCGUUGCAGGUGAUAGCAUGCAAGAUCUCGUCCAGCUGUAUACGUCCAUUGUCGGCCAGCCCAAACUCAAGCCCCGAUACGUGCUGGGAUAUCACCAGGGCUGCUAUGGCUACGACAACCAAGAUUCCGUCGUCGAAGCCAUCGACGAAUAUCGCAAAUGCAACUUUCCAAUUGACGGCAUGCAUAUCGACGUGGACAUGCAGGACGACUACCGCACCUUUACCAUCGACAAGAGAGAUCUUCACUUUCCUGACCCGGUCAACAUGUUCAAGACACUGAGGGAAAAAGGUGUCAAAUGCUCCACCAACAUCACUCCUUACAUCAACAGCACUCCAUCAGCUGAGUACAGCACUCUGAACGAAGGACUCCAGAACGGGUACUUUGUGGCAGACAAUCGCGACAUAGAUCCUUCGGCCCCGUACCCACACCAGCAACGGUACUUGGAAUUCGGCACUGGAUCGCAGUACUUCCAGGCCCCGAUUUCUGCCAGACCUGACUACUUCGAACCGGAUAAUUACGACUUUUCGCAAGUGUUCAACACCAAGCAACCAUUCCACGGCGGAGUGUUCUACGGUUGGGGAAAUGGACACCCAGGCCACUACCCGAAUCUGAACAACAAGGAAGUCCGCAAGUGGUGGGCGAAGCAGUACAAGUAUCUCUUUGAAUGCGGUCUUGAUUUCGUCUGGCAGGAUAUGACGUCCCCCUGCAUUGCGGAACAGUACGGAGAUAUGAAAUCUUUGCCAUUCCGACUUUUGCUUGACUCUGACGGCUGGUCUGGCGACCCUAACCGAGCCAAGCAGAGGAAAGCGAUUGAGAUUUGGUCACUGUACAGCUACAACCUGCACAAGGCCACCUACCACGGCCUGAACCGCCUUUCUGAGCUCAGCCCAGAGUUGGCUUGGCGAGAGAACCGGCGCAACUUCAUCAUCGGACGAGGAAGUUUUAUCGGAAGCCAUCGUUAUGCCGGCCUCUGGACGGGAGAUAACGCAUCGACAUGGGAGUUCCUUGAUAUCUCGGUCGCACAAGUCCUCGCCCUCGGCAUGUCUGGAAUCACGAUUUCAGGACAAGAUGUCGGUGGAUUCGAGUUUAUGGAGGCCGAGCAUGACUAUGCCAACCCUGAACUGAUCAUCCGCUGGUACUGUGCUUACUCCCUUCUGCCAUGGUUCAGGAACCAUUAUACGAAGAAGCGCUUCUGGGUCGACGGUCCCAGAAAGGGUCAGAUGAGAAAAGAUGGCAAGCUAUUCCAAGAGCCAUAUGCGUAUCAGAAGCACUACGACGAUAACAAGGACAGCUUCCAAGGAAGGGAAGCCAUGAUCUACCGCGCUGUUCUUCCAGUUUGUCGGUACUACAUCCGACUUCGCUACAGCUUGAUGCAGCUUAUGUAUGAUGCAAUGUUUGAGAACAUCAUCACGGGGUUGCCUAUUGCUCGAGCGAUGGUGAUUACGGAUGACGUUGACAGAACACUCUUCUCUGCAGACAACCAACGUUUCACCCGAAGCCAGUACAUGGUCAGGAAUGACUUGCUGGUAGCGCCGGCUCUGACGCCUGAGAGCAAGAGACAGACUCGCAAGCUCUACUUACCAUACCCAGACAAAUGGUUCCCCAUGAAUUUGCGACCAGACGAAGCACUCGGCGCCGCGCUUUCUCCCGCCGCCGAUGGCGGGAGCCGGAUCGAGUAUAGCUGUCUUAUCAGCGAUCAGGAUACUCAACUUCCGUACAUCACGCCCAUGUAUAUCAGAGAGGGCGGCAUCAUCCCGAAGAUCCAGGUCAGGGAUUACAUCCCGGAUCCGUCUCUCCCCAAGCAGGAUCCUAACCCUAUCACCGUACAUGUGUAUCCAGGAAAGAACAACUCGUACAGCAUGUACCUCGAUGAUGGAAUCUCGAGAGACAGCGCCCCAUCGUCGCAUGUUCCGAGUCUGAACUUGCAGUCUAACGGGACUAAGAAAGCUUUCGGAGACAGCAAAGCCGCAGACAAGUACUGUCAUGUUCUCAUUGAGCAGAAAACGACCAUGGUUGCCGUUGGCGACUCUCCUAUCAGCUUUGUUCGCACUCUGACAAUCAAGGCCCCUUGGAAUGGAUAUGGAGAUUUGUCAGAGAUUAUUGGCACGGAAUACACAAUGGUAUUCUGGCAUGAUCCUUCGACUAAUGUCAGCUCUGUCAAGGUCGCUUCCGAAAGUAACGUCUCGUCGAACACGAACGUCAGCUCUCGAGCUACCACCGUAACUCUGUCUGUCGCUGAUGCCCACACCGAGAAGGGGGUGACGCUUCAGUUGACUCACGAUAGCUCUGCUUAGUAGUGUCGCGCUGAAAGCGUCAGUUCUUGUCACAGACAUCCCAUCCGACAUUUCAUAGUGUAGUUUCAUACAUGUCGCCCCGCAACAGAAAAAUUGAUAUGGGGCAAACUAAUAAAAUUCUAAUCAGGCAC